This is a messenger RNA of Leguminivora glycinivorella, 1507 nucleotides long. Its product is annotated as U3 small nucleolar ribonucleoprotein protein IMP3. The record is from RefSeq and is a predicted model, not a curated record. Gene Ontology annotation, molecular function: snoRNA binding; rRNA binding; structural constituent of ribosome. Lineage: Eukaryota; Metazoa; Arthropoda; Insecta; Lepidoptera; Tortricidae. The transcript has 4 exons. Gene Ontology annotation, biological process: rRNA processing. The coding region runs from base 76 to 624 and encodes 182 amino acids. Gene Ontology annotation, cellular component: small ribosomal subunit; Mpp10 complex; small-subunit processome.
AAUUACAUGCUGCUGUAGCCGGACGGAAACGUGCGUUUGUUUUUAUGAUCUUUUAUCUCAUAUUUCAUCUUUAAAAUGGUGCGAAAACUAAAAUUUCACGAGCAGAAAUUGCUCAAGAAAGUAGAUUUUAUAUCAUGGAAGGUGGACAAUAACUUGAACGAGGUGAAAGUGAUGAGGAAGUACUAUAUUCAGAAACGAGAAGAUUACACGAAGUACAAUAAGCUAUCCCGUGAAAUCCGUGAGGUAGCGAACAAGAUCAAAGACUUGGACCCGGCGUCGGAGUUCCGCACGGAGUCGAGCGCGCUGCUGCUGGAGAAGUUGUACCAGAUGGGGCUGAUCCCGACACGGUGGGACCUGGCGCUCGCCAUCAACGUGUCCGCGAGCUCCUUCUGCCGCCGGCGGCUGCCCGUCGUCAUGUGUAGAAAUAAAAUGUCAGAGAACCUGAAAGAAGCGACAAAGCUGAUUGAGCAGGGCCAUGUCCGUGUGGGCCCGGAGGUGGUGAAGGACCCUGCGUUCCUGGUCAGCCGGUCACUGGAGGACUUCGUCACUUGGGUCGACGGCUCGGCCAUCAAACGGCAUGUCAUGGAGUAUAAUGAAAUGAGGGACGAUUUUGAUCUGCUUUGAGUACACACACGCGAGGACAAGAUAUAUUUAGGUUAGGUUAUAUGUAACGGUAUUUAAGAUUAUAGAUUUUAAGGUAUGUGUGAAUGUGUUGAUCAUAUUUCCUCUAUGGCACUGGUCCCACCGCGAGCUAGUAAGCUAUGAGCUAUCGACUAUUAAAACGGACAAAAGAUAGGCACUCCCGUGCAAAUAAAAGUGACACGGCGAUAUUGAUAGCUCACCGCUGGGCGAGUAACUAUAAACAUCCGCCGUGUCUCUUUUAUUUACACGGGUGUAAUUAUCUUUUGUUCAUUUUUAUAGCCGAUAGCUCAUAGCUUACUAGCUCGCGGUGGGAGCAGUGCCUGGUUUAAAAGUGAAAUUCAUCUAACAUUAAUUUUUCAAGAAGUUGUGGCAAUCUUAAAAUAUUAUAUUAUUUCUGUAUUAUUAUUAUUUAUUUUAGGUAAUUACAAACAUAAAUCUCUAAUUAAUUUACAUAGUAUCGUUAAACCAAUAAGGUUUGUCUCGAUACCUAUUCCAUUCCGCGGUAGAUGUUAUACAAUGCAACAAUCAUAUAAUUAUGUAGGUAUUCUAUUCAUUAUACAUACUCGUAUUAUAACCAAAACAAGAAACCGCCAGCAUUGCACUGAGCGCAAAUAGCAUUUAAGUAAUAGCACAUAAUUAUUGUUACUUAUUUUCCUUGUUGUUGGCAGCCGCCCGCUUUGGCCGGACCGGUUUGCGCUCAGCCAAAUACAGGAUGCUCCAAUUAUGUACUCCAAGUAUUUUUUAAUAAUAAAUAUUUUACUGAGUAAACAUCCAAAUUGUUUUCCUAAUGGUGACUAUUUAGAGAAAUACUUAAAAAAAGAUUUAAUAAAGUUUCAGUAUCAAGAGAAUUGUUUUUUUUUUAUGA